UUUCUUCUUUCACCACUGUUAUAAAUAAAGCCUCCUCCAUGUCGUCUCUAUCAGUUCGAGUGUUCCAUAAUCUCAUUGCUCAAAGAAUUCUAACAGUUCCUUCAAAACCCCUCUUGAAUUCUCUGAAAAUUUCAUCGAUUUCUUCAAUUUCUCAUCCGAUAGGUUCGAAAAGAUCUUGGUUUUCCACAAGAUUCUGUGGUGCGAACAGAACGCCGGUGGUGGGUUUCCAAUCAAAUCGAUCCAUGGCCACUCAAUCGAAGCAAUCGGUUUACGACUUCACCGUUAAGGACGCAAAGGGUCAAGAUGUGGAUCUUAGCAAGUUCAGGGGGAAAGUCUUGCUGAUCGUUAACGUUGCAUCACAAUGUGGCUUUACGAAUUCUAAUUACCCCGAGCUGACAACUUUGUACCAGAAGUACAAGGAUCAAGGUUUGGAGAUUCUUGCGUUUCCGAGCAAUCAGUUUAACGGGCAAGAACCAGGAAGUAAUGAAGAAAUUCAGGAGUUUGUUUGCACUCGCUUCAAAGCCGAGUAUCCCGUCUUUGGCAAGGUUGAUGUGAAUGGCAAAACCGCCGAGCCCUUGUACAAUUUCCUCAAGUCGAGCAAAGGCGGGCUUCUCGGCGACAGUAUCAAGUGGAACUUCACAAAAUUUCUAGUCGAUAGAGAAGGGAAGGUCGUUGAUCGUUAUGCUCCCACCACCACUCCUCUCAGCAUCGAGAAGGAUAUAAAGAAGCUGCUUGGUGUUGCUUAAGUUCCGUUCCCCCGGGCCUCGAUGUGCGCUUCUGCCAUAUUAGCGAUAAAUAAGCGCGGGUAUCGAUAAGAUUUGUUUCAAGCGUUUUCGUGUGAUCUAUGUUUAAAUGACGUUGUAUUAAUAAAAUGACAUCUUACGUGUUUGUUCU
Cynara cardunculus var. scolymus (artichoke) is the source of this 894-nucleotide messenger RNA. Its product is annotated as probable phospholipid hydroperoxide glutathione peroxidase. NCBI's taxonomy places the organism in Eukaryota, Viridiplantae, Streptophyta, Magnoliopsida, Asterales, Asteraceae. Bases 39 to 746 code for a protein of 235 amino acids. The record is from RefSeq and is a predicted model, not a curated record. The transcript has 6 exons. Gene Ontology annotation, molecular function: glutathione peroxidase activity. Gene Ontology annotation, cellular component: cytosol. Gene Ontology annotation, biological process: response to oxidative stress.